Erpetoichthys calabaricus (reedfish) is the source of this 9406-nucleotide messenger RNA. RefSeq names its product solute carrier family 16 member 10 (gene slc16a10). Lineage: Eukaryota; Metazoa; Chordata; Cladistia; Polypteriformes; Polypteridae. Gene Ontology annotation, molecular function: monocarboxylic acid transmembrane transporter activity. The coding region runs from base 320 to 1795 and encodes 491 amino acids. The record is from RefSeq and is a predicted model, not a curated record. The transcript has 6 exons. Gene Ontology annotation, biological process: transmembrane transport.
UAUUGUCACAGACCAGCUGUCACAACUGAGGAGAACUGGUGGCCCAAGAGGUCCCUGAUUCGUACUUAGGAGGUGCAAUUGAAAGAUCAAGAUCUAGGACUUCACCUCCCUGCCCUGGAAACUGUGCAAUGCGUGCAUCAGGACGCUUUCCAAGAGCAGGAACAGAGAAGUAGAUGUGUACACCUUGUUCAUUUGUCAGUUUCAGUUGCGACGACUCGCUUCUUGACUGAUUGACCCCGAGCACGGUGGGGGAGCGCACGAGGGAUCACCCUGUUCGUAUGCAGUUCGCCUGCAGAGGGGUUCCGACUCACAGCACAAGAUGACAGAGGGCAACCCACUGGUGGAAAAUGACCCCACCAAAGCCACAAAAGAGAUGGACAAGUCGCACGCCGAAGACGAGAAUGAUGUAAAGAAAACGGCGGAACAAGCCCCGUUAAAUGAGACUGAGGAGAGCGUGGCCACCAAGGUGUCCGUGGAGCCGAGCAGUACAACCCCGAAAGAGUUUGUGCCUCCUGAGGGUGGCUGGGGAUGGAUAGUCAUGCUGGCUUCCAUGUGGUGCAACGGCUCCGUCUUUGGCAUCCAGAAUUCCUUUGGUGUUCUGUUUGUUGCCAUGCAGAGAGACUUCAGUAGUGGAGGCGACGAGGACCUGAAGUUUAAAACAGCUUUGGUGGGCUCCCUGUCAAUGGGGGUGAUUUUCUUAUGUUCCCCUAUUGUCAGCGUCUUCACAGAUCUUUAUGGGUGCAGAAAGACUGCCAUCGCUGGAGCUACAGUUGCCUUUAUUGGUCUUUUUUGCUGCUCUUUUGUAACUUCACUUGGGCCAUUAUAUUUCACGUAUGGGAUUGUAUUUGCAUGUGGCUGCUCCUUCUCCUACCAGCCAUCCCUAGUUAUCUUAGGGCACUACUUCAAGAAGCGACUGGGCCUCGUCAACGGCAUUGUGACAGCUGGAAGCAGUGUUUUCACCAUCUCCUUGCCUUUUCUCCUGAGGGUGGUUCUGGAAAAAAUUGGUCUGUUCAACACCUUUCGUGUCAUGAGCGUUUUUAUGUUCAUCCUCAUUCUUGCUGGAUGCACAUACAAGCCACUGCUUCCUUCUCAACCAAAAACAAAGGUGCAGAAGCAGGGACGCUGCAUGCUUUUGAGAAGGUUCUUCAACCUGAAAAUCUGGAAAUUUCAAGGAUACCGGAUCUGGGCACUUGGCAUCCCGGCUGCACUUUAUGGAUACUUUGUGCCUUAUGUCCAUUUAAUGGAGCACGUGAAAGAAAGGUUUGGUCCUGAUGUCAACAAAGAAAUUCUACUGAUGUGCAUUGGCAUCACCUCGGGUGUCGGGCGUUUGAUUUUUGGAAGAGUGGCUGACUACAUUCCUGGUGUGAACAAAGUUUACCUUCAGGUAUCUUCAUUUUUUGUGAUUGGCCUGAUGUCCAUGAUGAUCCCAUUGUGCAAUGUUUUCGGAGGUCUUAUUGCCGUUUGCCUUCUCAUGGGUCUUUUUGAUGGCUGCUUCAUCUGCAUAAUGGCUCCUAUUGCUUUUGAGCUGGUUGGCCCUGAAAAUGUGUCGCAGGCCAUCGGCUUUCUUCUGGGAUUAAUGUCUUUACCUAUGACUAUUGGACCACCAAUUGCUGGCUUUCUACGUGACAGACUUGGCUCCUACGACGUGGCCUUCUACUUGGCAGGAAUCCCACCAAUCAUUGGAGGAGCAGUGUUGUGCUUCAUCCCUUGGGUUCAUCAUCGAAAUAUGAGGAAGAAGCAAGCAGAAGAAGGAGAAGCCAAAGAAAAAAUCAAUGAGCCUUCAGAUAAAUGUUGACCAGUAGAAAAUGACGUCAAGUAUAGCACAUGCAGAAUUUAAGAGUGUGUGUGCUGAAAAUGUAACAAAUCUGAAUGAUGCUGCGAGUAAGAGGGGGGAGAAGGCACACAACGGAUUGUGUGAUCUAGUGCAUUAUGACCUUACUUUAGAUGUUAGCUUUGGUCAGACGUAUAGUUCAAAAAGGGAUUCAAUAUUUCUAUCCAUCCUGUGCAAGUGCAUUCCUUUUAAUCUCUAUUAUGCUGUUAUGAUGAGUUAAGUAAAAGGCAGGCACUGUUGGCGAUUAUUCAGAAAGUUCUUAUUUACGUGAAAAUCUUCAUAUUUAGUUGACCAAAAUUGCUGCUUGUUUUGUAGAAAUAAUCUGAAAUUUGUAUUUACACAUCCAUGUGAUAAAGCACAAUAGGAGUUUCUUAAAUCUGCCUUAAAAGUCACGACAGGCUGCCUUGUGUAUUUUAACAAAAGAAACACAACAGCGCUUUCAGCUCAAUCUGGGAUGGACAGUUACCUGGGAGCUGUUGUCUUUCUAGAGUAUAUUUAAAUAAGAUGCUGAGCAUGGCAAGAAAAUAAUUUAUAUUUUGUGCAUAAGACAAAGCCACACAUAAAAUUGGAACCAAGUGCAUAUAACAUUUCUAGGUGCCACACAUGAGGGAAUGAAAGCACAAUAUUGGGAAAGUUGCCCCAUUUUUUCUAACAGAAUAUGAAUCUCUCUCUUAAAAGCACGGCCAUGCAGGCUAAACAGUGACAGGGGGUAAAGAAGACAGGAGCCCCUAUAUGUACUGACGUGAUUUAUGUCUCCUCAUGUUUGCCAGUCCAUGAUGGCACUUGUCUUUUACGAGGAUAUAGGAUUACGCUCUUUGUAUGCCAGCUGCUUAAAAAUCCGUCUGGCAGCCAAGAAGAAGCCUUGCAUUCAGAUUUAUUAAAAUAUUUAGGACAUGUUGCAUUUAGGUAGACAUUGUUUUCUCAGAGGUUGUUGAGGAUAUUUAGUAAUCUGGCUAUAUUGGCAUCAUUUUUUUGUGAUUUUUUUUUUUUUUGGCCUAUAAAGUACAAUGAUGUCCUAAGCUAGGCCAGCUUUGGCUUAGUAAGCAAUAUACAGUGUUAGAGAUCACUCCUGCCACUGAGUCAGCGGUCAUCUCACUGGCAGCAGUGCCUCAUUUGUAAUGUGGAGCUAUAAGUAGGAUAUGAAGCAAUAUUUCUUCUUUGGUUCUUUGGCUACUCAGACUUACAAACCUGGCACAGAAUUUCUGGUGUCAGUUUACUCUCUUCCUUCAUGUUUCGUGAAGCGGAAUGACUGUACCUCAUGUAUCCUGUUUAAGAUAGCUCUUUUUGUUUUGCUCACAUUACUGAAUAAAAGGGUAGAUUAUAUGAACAGAUGAGCCACCCAGCAGCAUGGGACAAGUCGUCCUGUCUACGCAGAGUACAAUAUUGUGUUUAUAGAAGUCAUACAUUACAGCAGAAAUGUAAAUAGAGACCCCAAGUGAGCCCCAGCAUUUUCAGUUUGUGACUAAGAAUUACUUUUUUUUUUUUUUGCCUGUUAUUCUAUUUUGUGUACAAUCGCUGCUCAGCAUGAACGUCGUAUUAACAUUCUGCCUCGACCCUCUCAAAGACGUGCGCUUCUGGAGCUCCCUUCAAACCCUUGGCAUGACUGGCCAUUUUAUUACUUCAUUUGUCAAUUGUCGCUUUCAAUAUUUCAGUGAUUUUUACAUCACUUUUAUUCUGUCAGGAAAAAUACAUCUAUUUGUGCUUUGGUUGGUGCUCAUGUGAUGCAUUUUUGGCUUAAUUUAUUACUGUUAUGUUUGCAAAUACAGAUCUCUUGACUUACUUUAAUCACAAUUUACCAGCUACUACAAACCUACCUCAGUUUUUUCUUCAGAAUUUGCAGUAUUGACAGGCAGUGAUGCUCAUAAAAGCAGACGGAGUUUACUAUAAAUCUGAAUUCUGUUCACGCAGGCAGUGUCUUCUUCACAAUAAUCUGUAGCAGCACUUACUAGAUGGGGAGAAUCUGAAAAAAAAAACAACGAGCCGUUCUGUGCUUCAGUCCAUUAGAAGAUGUUAGUUCAUAUGGGAUCAGAAAAAGAAAACAAAAAUCAGAAAUCCUAUCCUGUAUAAUUAAAAUAAUGGUACUUUUACUAGUAAUGAUCGAAUAAUGCUACUACUAAUGAUAAUAGUGGUACUUUUAUUAGAAAACCUUAUUCAAUAGUAACUUUAUUGAUAUUGUUUAAUAAUAAUAAGGUGGUUAACACUGGCCCGGACACAGUCUAUGUGUAGUUCGCUCCCAGUGCUCCAGUUUCCUCCCUUGUGUUAAACCAAUUGGUGACUUCAAAUUGGUGUGAAUGGGGCUGACAUCCCAUAAUGGGUUAGUUCUUUCAACUCCGCCAUUAUUGGCUUGGGCUUCCUGAAGCCCUGAAUUGAAUUAUGCAGAAUACCAAAGGUGGGUCAAUGAAUAACUACAGUAUAUUUUGAAAAUCCUUCUUUUAUUAUUAGCAGAGUAUCAGUUACCAAUAACUCUAAACAGUACUUAUAUUCUGGAAGAAUGAGAAUCCUAAUUUUAAGUAUAUUCUUUAUAAUACUAAUAAUGGUACUUUUAUUAGUAACAAUUUAGUUGUAUUGCCAGCCCUAUUCGCCAGUUAUAAUAACUUUCCAUUAGCACUCUCAUUUCCUUACUCGUGUUUGUCUGUAAGGAAUCCGAUUGCUAUUCCGUAAAGUUAAUUUCAGAUGGAAUUUACCAUGUUAAAUAGUAUGCUGCAUAUGACUUCAUGUAUCUGUCACUUCAGAAAUCAUCGCCUGGCCAAUUUCGUUUCCGUUUGUACAUGAUUUGCUUUCUCACUGUUGCAUUAAAGAACUGAUUCUUUCCCAAUAAUUCCAAAUCACUAAGUGGCGCUCACUCUUACUCAGCUACUCAGUAAUCUUCCCGGCUUUCUCUUACACGUGUUUCAGAGGUUUCUCUGCGUGAACAAUUUGACAGCUUGUUGUGCAGUGUGGCACUAAUGGUAGGCGCUGUUGGAAUUAGCAUUGCGUCCAUACAGGAGGAGCCCUUACUGCUUUUAAAAUAAUACAAGCACACUACUAACAACGCCAUAUUACUUUUUACCUUUCUCUGUUCGUUUAUCUAACAGGCAGCAUUAGACUGAUUUGUUGUUUUACUCUCAAAGGGAACAUGGCUUAUUAAUGUAUGUUAUUUUUGGUGUGUGUUGCUUGCUAUAUGUAACUUUACCUCAUUAAGGACUGGAAGGCAGAAACCUAAAUCAUAUUUUGUAUAAUUGUAUCUGUUUACUAGAAAUAUUACUGACAUGUUUGUGACUGUGCUGGCUGUGAUGGUCUCAUCGUUGAUGUCAGUCCAGCAUACCUUGUGAGAGUCUGAAAACAGCUCAAGAUUUCCCUCAUCUGCACUCCCCUACGUCGGCCGCACUGGUGGGCCAUUUAUUUAACUGGCAUCACCAGGAAGGACAUACCAGCUUCAGAGGUUUGGAGGAUGCUCCUCUAAUGGGAUGUGAAUAUAAUUGUAAUUUUUGAUUUUGAUUUGAUAUUCUUUAUUAGUCCCAAAGGGGAAAUUGCCUUUUCACAUGACCUUGUAAUGUUUAAUAUUUUUGCAGUCCUUCAGACAGGAGAAUAUAUGACUUUAAUCAGUCAAGCAGAUUAUCAAGGUGUCUGUUAGGUUAGGACAGGGGUGCCCAACUCCAGUCCUGGAGGGCCACAGUGGCUGCAGGUUUUUAUUCUAACCCUUUUCUUAAUUAGUGAUCUGUUUUUGCUGCUAAUUAACUUCUUUUGAAUUAAUUUUAUUCGACUUGGUUUUUAAGAAAUUUUUCCCUGAAUUUCUUCAUCGUUCCUCUGAAUUGCUUCAUUUCUUUCCUUAAAUGGCACCCAAACAGAAGUAAAAUGUGAAGUGAGGGAGCCAACAGAAGACCACCUAAGGGUCUCAAACUCCAACCAAUUUCACACCAACCAGUUGCUUAAUGAGGCGCAGAUUCUUGUCGUUAAUUAAACUCUUUAAUUCCAUGGCUUGUUAGUGCUCUCAUUGUACAAUAUUAGACAUUUAUGAAAUUGUGGAUUUUCUCUUUUCUAUGAGCAGAUCAACAUUCCUGAGACCUUCACCUUUCUUUAUUUCCAGAUAUUGUAGGAUGGUCACAGUUUGCUGCUCCUGUUUUGGCUCAUUUUGUAUCUCAUUAUUGUUUGGCUGUUAAUUAAGGAAAAAGAAACAGCUGAGGGGUCUGAGUCUUCAAGAGCAAAUCAAAUAAAAUGAAUUCAAAAGAAGUUAAUUAGCAGCAAAAUACAGGUCACUAAUUAAGAAAAGGAUUAGAAUGAAAACCUGCAGCCACUGCGGCCCUCCAGGACAGGAGUUGGGCGCCCCUGGGUUAGGACAUGGAAGAUUCUUUUCUUGGAUGGGAAAAGCAUGUCCUGUUGAACAAGCCUUUUAAUUUAAGAUAAUGCAUAAUGAUGAAGGAUGCACCUGAAAACUGGUGUGCAACAUAGUCUAGGUGUCCUGGACAGAAAUAAAAUGAUAAACCUAGAAAUGUCCCAGGCAGUUCAACUCAUGGUCUAUUUGUCUGUCUGUCUGUCUGUCUGUCUUAGUUUUCUGCAGUCCAUUCCUUUCGAACCAAGGUUGCCUUAUAAUAACUUGCACAAAUAUGAAAACUAGCCAAGGUAAUAAAUACUGUGAAGGUAACAAGCACAGGAAAAAAAAGGCCAUGUUGUGCCGAAUGAAAGAAACAGAUGACUGAAUUUAAGUCCAGCCAAUUCAAAGUUGUUUUUUUGUAAUUGUUCUCCAGUUUUGCCUUGUUUUGAAACUGACUGGUCUUUCUUGCUUCAUUUAAAUCAUUGUUGAAGUGCAUUGUUAGCAUAAUCACCUCCGGUGAGGCCAAAUGCAUGUAGCAUUCUUCUUCUUUGUUCCGUAUGACAAUUAUGGAUGACUGUCUGGACCAGCAGAUUUUAUUUAUAUAUUUUUUUUUUUAUUUGUUUUUGACCGAAGAAAUGAAGAUCAUUUUUAUCUUGUCUUAGUUACUUUGUAAAUCACAAAGGUAAAAAUAUACAUUUCACUCUUAAAGAAUGUUUUAUUCACAGUGGUGUUCUACUGCUUUGUUGUAUUAAAGCUGCUUGUGAAUCCUGUUUUAGUCAAUAGACGUUUUUGUGACAUAUGAGAACAGAUGAAUGAUUAUUUAGGGUUGUAGAUUUUGGUUUCUUUUGGUAAGCCAAUCAGUUGAUUAAUCGGACAUCUUUAUUGUACAGGCCUUGGAUGAUGUGUGGCAUGCCGCAGUCAACCAAGGGCAUCUCAUUGACGAUAAGAUCAAUCCUCUUCUAAUAUCAAUGAUCAGAGGGGAUGAAGAAGUACCAAAGAAAGGCUUUCAAAAGAGGCAAAAAUAAUGAAAAGCCCCCACCAGCAGUAAGCAAGAAGAUACAAAGUGCAGAUUGGAAGGAGAGACUGAGCUCCACUGAGGUGAUGCUGACAUGUAUUUAUGUGACAACAUGCUUUGUUAUGAACCUUAGAACUGCAGUAUAAUGAAUAAAAAUUUUUGUCAUGUUUUUGGUCCAGUAAAGGCAAAUCUUCUUUCACUAUCUAGAAAAGACCAAAAAUCACUUCUACCCCAUCAUUUUUCUAGAGUUGCCCAUUGGUAAUAUCACUGAUCGAUUGAGUUCUGUUUCGAUGCCCGCCUUAGACUGAUCAAAAAAAUCAACUCAAACUGUAAUUGUCAUGUACAAAUUAUAAAUACAGAACAAUAUGGAGCGAAAAGCUUAGCUGCUAAACUCUAAUGACUGUGCCUUUAAGAAGAAUGUAAAAGUACAAUACUCAAAUCAUUACUAGAAUUUAAAUGUGUGAUAAGUAAUACAUUAAUAACUUAAAUAACUUGGUGUAAGAAAUGCAUAAGCUUGAAGUAAGCAUUAAAUUGAAGCCUUCAUGUUCAGGAUGAUGGGAGCUGAGUGGGAGGAUGCAGAUCUAAUCGAACUGCAGCCACCAUUUUUAUUUUGUUUUGUUUAAAUGCGGACAGAAUAAGGGAGACUGGAGACUCCAAAUUGGACAGGCCUGCUUGGAUAGUGCAGGAAUGGAUGGAAGAUGAACGAUUCAAAUGUGAACCAGAAAUGCUUUCAAUCGGUAACCCUAAUGAUCACAAAACUCAUUACGCACAGAGAUUUUAUCAGCAUACAACACUGCAUCUGCUUUUUGAGACUAUCAAGCAGGUUUGUUUGCUAAAAUGACAAUGGUGGGGUAGAAGGAAGAUUUUCUCUGAAGAUACUCUUGCUAAUGUCACUCACACCCCAAAUUCAGGAAAAACCGAUCUGCACUGUAUCUUCUCCUUUGCUGAGGCUGUGGGUUUUUAGUUAAAUUGCAGUUUGCUCGACAGUGUUUCAAAAGCAAAAGUGUUCUUUAAUAUCCUGAAGUCAGGUUUUCGUCUAUAUUUUUUUUAAAUAAUUUAUUUCAUUAGGGCAGUCAAUUGUAAAUCAGGAACCUCAAAUGCCCAAUGACUGACAUGGUCUUAAUUGUGGGAGAAGAGAGAACAGUGAUUCAUGAUGAACUUUUUAUUGUAAUUUUACUCUACAAUUAUCAUUUGUUUUUACUUUUAAAUGCUAAGAACCAAAUCAUGUCAGCAUGCAGCUGGCAGAGGCUUGUUUGCUUGGUCUAAUUUCAAGAGACAGACAAGUCACGCAUGUUUUCACCAUUUUUUUCUCUGCACCUCUUAAAAAAAAUACAAAGCCAGGACCAUGAAAGCGUCAGUGGUGCUGCGUUUAUGUUGCUUAAAUAAUCACUUUUCAUUUGAAGUAUUUUGCCAUUACAGUUUCUUCUCUUGAUUGUCCUUAUUUUUUGAAGUUUGUAUUUUAUUUUUUGCUUAUCAUGAGUCUUUAAAUAUUAUGAGAUGAUGGAGGUAUUGUUUAUGAUCAUUUUGCUUGUAUGCCUUAUGUUUUUGUACAGGGUGGCUCAGGCACAUAAAAUGUAAAGUUGUGCAUUCCGUUCAUUGUGCAAGUGCAUAACCGGCAGUGGAAAAAAGCACCAAAUAAAUCAUGCCUGUCACUGUUUUUUGGCAAACAUACAUUUGUUUUUAUUUUGACUGUCCCUUGGCAAUGCCCUAACCAAAGCCCACUGCUGCCAGGGCAGGUGCUAACACUCUACAACCCUAACAAUGAGAUUAGUUGGGUGCAGUAAUGAGGGAAGUAUAAACCAUUUCAAGCAUUAAUCCCUCACUAAGGUUGCGAAAGCAUGGAGACUUAUCAAAAAAAAUCUCAGUGAAUUCAAAUUAAAUAGCAAAGCUCUCUGUGAGUUCUCUUGAACCACUUUAGUCUCAAUGUACAGAUUUAAAAAUGGAACCUUUUCAGGAAUGCAGGUGAAAAUCUUCCUUGUUGAAUUAAUUAAUAUUAAUGUUUGUCUUCAUUGAUUUUUUUUCCAUUGCUGGAUUAUAUGUGCAGUACAAAUAUGAAUUAAUAACAGAGUGAAUGGGUAAGUGCGCCACCCUGAGUAUGCAUGCUGUUCAUUCAUUUAAGAGCAUAUGCGUUAUUUUCCUUGUAUAUGUUGCCAAUUGCAUGUUUAUAUUAAAUCUGAUUAUAUGAAAUGCAAAGGUCUCUUUGAGACAUGAAAAAAUAUAUAUAUGCUUAUAUUGCAAAAUAUUUUCAAAGUAAAAUUUGCUUUUUCAA